AAUUCUAUAAUAUGUCAAGAUAUUUUUCAGCAAAUCAAUUUGAGCGUGAGUUUGCUCCUCAGAACUUAUGUAACUGGGAAGUGCCAAGACAACAUCGUCCACAACCUCAUCAACGUAAAGGUUGCACUGAAGUGAUAUCAAAUCAACGUGGUCAUCUAUUGCCAGGCAUUCCAAAAUUGAGGUGUGAUGGACGAGUGCAUGAAUUGAAUAAAAAAUCGAGAGUAAAAGGCCGAAAGACAGAAACGUAUAACGAAGAAUUGGAAAAAGAUUUAUCAUACAAACCGGGUGAUUUGACCGAACCCGAUCAACAACAUCACAGUCGUUCAAUAUUGGAUGAAAGAUUUCCGGUUCAUUUGCCGGAAUUGAAUGAAUUGUAUGUGGAAAAGCCAAAAAAGUUCAAUAAUUUAGAUGAAACACCAAAAUUAUGUUGUGACCACGACGAAAAAUCGCCAAAAGAUUUUACGGAAUUAAUUGAGCAAUUGCCACAAAUUGAGAGAACAAUGCGUCAAGAAGUGUCGGAAAAACCGGGUGAAAAUAAUACAAUUCCAUUGAUUCCUGCAUAUUGUAAUUUUCAAGCAGCACGUAAAAUGGCCCAAGAAAAUUUGGAGCAUCAACCAUUACCUGAUUCAAUUAUGGAUCGAGCAUUCUUGAAGAUGCAAUCACAAGGUCUUCUCAAUCCGGAGCUAUCGCUGAAUGUGGAACCGUUGGCAACGGGUGUUGGCGUGCGAACUCAUAAUGCAGGUCCAACGCAUUGUACAAAAUUAAAAGUAUAUCGUCCAAAAACGUGUGGCGUGGUUCCGCCUCCGAUUGAUAGUCGAAAUAGUCAUCGUCCACAGACGGCAUUCAAUAAUAAGACAAAAAUCGAUCCAAUGGAUUUGGCUAUUUGUUGGGACUACGCGCUGGAAAAUCCUUUAGAUGAACCGAAACCAAGUGCUCACAUUGAUGGUUCGAAUGACAUCGUGGCUCCGGCAAUUUUUAGCGUAGUUAAAACACCACGACCAAAUGAUGACCAAAAUAAUACAGGUCGUUCGGCCGGUGUUUUUGCUCAUACAGCCGGCGAAGAAGGAUUUUUCGACAAAGACAUUAUGCUGCGUAAUAAAAAUUACUUUUCGACACGUCUCGAGAAAAACACCGAUCGAACGUGUAAAUGUUCAACGGAUUCGCGUUCACAUAGUGCCAGUCGAAAGGUGUCGCAACAAGAACGACUACAGACAACCAAUCGUUGCAAAAGUUCACCGAAUUUAUCGGUUUUGGUGCAACCAAGUGAAAAUACCAUCCGAGAAAGUAUCAUUGUUUGUAACUAUAAUAAGGAACAUUAUCAUUAUCGACCAGAACCGAAAAAACGUCAUCGUACCAACAUUCGCAAACAUACAUGUUGUGAAAAAUCUCGACCAGUGCGGUUGUGCGAACAAAAUAUUCAGAAACUAAAUCAUCAGCAAAUGGGAAAGAUGGAAUUUAAAGCGGCCUUCAAGGCGGGCGUACCAAAGAGUCAUUCCAGUGGCUUUUGCAGCAGUCUUGAUCACACAUCGAAUGGAAGCAAUUCAACGGGAACGGAAUUUACAACAAAAGUAUUCAAAAUUCCAAAACCAAGACAACCGUAUGCUAAGAAAAAUUACUCCAUCGACACACUCGCACCACCGUUCGCAUGCUUCAACGGCGGAGCAGGACAAGGUGGUUAUCCAGAACAUUGGCGUUUGGCAUCCGUUUAUCAGCACGCAUAUAAACCGGUGGAACAACGUAAACGACCACUAUUAGCUACAGUUUAUCAAUAA
Contarinia nasturtii (swede midge) is the source of this 1772-nucleotide messenger RNA. RefSeq lists its product as uncharacterized. The record is from RefSeq and is a predicted model, not a curated record. Gene Ontology annotation, biological process: cilium organization. Bases 12 to 1772 code for a protein of 586 amino acids. Gene Ontology annotation, cellular component: ciliary basal body. Lineage: Eukaryota; Metazoa; Arthropoda; Insecta; Diptera; Cecidomyiidae. The transcript has 7 exons.